Molecule: messenger RNA, 794 nt
Organism: Acanthisitta chloris (rifleman)
Lineage: Eukaryota; Metazoa; Chordata; Aves; Passeriformes; Acanthisittidae
Product: paired box protein Pax-7-like
Exons: 4
Coding region: 84-794 (236 amino acids)
Biological process (GO): regulation of transcription by RNA polymerase II; anatomical structure development
Molecular function (GO): RNA polymerase II cis-regulatory region sequence-specific DNA binding; DNA-binding transcription factor activity, RNA polymerase II-specific
Source: RefSeq, a predicted model, not a curated record
GCUCUCUCGGUUCUCCCGGGGCCAAGGGGUGCCCCCCACCCCUGUUUUCCGCGGACCCUCUCGGCCGCCCCGACCCCCCUACCAUGGCAGCUCUGCCCGGGACGGUGCCUCGAAUGAUGCGCCCAGCUCCGGGGCAAAACUACCCUCGCACCGGCUUCCCUUUGGAAGUUUCCACCCCGCUGGGCCAGGGAAGGGUGAACCAGCUCGGAGGGGUUUUCAUCAACGGGCGCCCACUGCCCAACCAUAUUCGGCAUAAAAUCGUGGAGAUGGCUCACCACGGGAUCCGACCCUGCGUGAUCUCCCGACAGCUGAGGGUCUCCCACGGUUGUGUCUCCAAAAUCCUCUGUAGGUACCAGGAGACAGGCUCCAUCCGGCCCGGAGCCAUCGGAGGCAGCAAGCCCAGGCAGGUCGCGACUCCCGACGUGGAGAAGAAAAUCGAGGAAUACAAACGGGAAAAUCCCGGGAUGUUUAGUUGGGAGAUCCGAGACAGACUCCUGAAGGAUGGGCACUGCGACCGGAGCACUGUGCCCUCAGUGAGUUCGAUUAGCCGUGUGCUACGCAUCAAAUUCGGGAAGAAAGAGGAAGAGGAGGACUGUGACAAGAAGGAGGAAGAUGGGGAGAAAAAGGCCAAGCACAGCAUAGACGGCAUCCUGGGCGACAAAGGUAAACGCGGCCCCGCGCUGGGCUGGAGGGAUGUUUGGGAGAGAGAGAGCACAUCCCUCCAUUCCAAAAGGAAAACGGGAUGGCUCCAGAGCCUCCUGCGUUCGUUCUUCCCCAAAAUGAGUGAUGGCUGA